CAACUGAUCUCUUAGCAACAAGAAGCACCUUUAUAAAAGAUGGCACACAAAGAGUGAUUGCCAGAAAAGCCACCCGCUUCUUAAACAGCAGCGCAUCAUUAGCAAAACUCACCAUCUUCAAGAGUCCAAAAACUAGAAGUGACCAGCAGACCCAGGACUCUAAAUUGCUUCCAUCGAGAUCAAGGAACGCAAAAUGAUUUUGGAAAUACUGAACCCGAUGCAUUAUAACAUCACCAGCAUGGUGCCUGAAGUCAUGCCUGCUGCCACCCUGCCAAUCCUGCUGCUCACUAGCCUUCUUCUCUUGGUUUGGAACUAUGAGGACACAUCCUCAAUACCAGGUCCUGGCUAUUGCAUGGGAAUUGGGCCCCUCAUUUCCCACUGCAGAUUCCUGUGGAUGGGGAUUGGUGCUGCCUGCAACUACUACAACAAGAUGUAUGGAGAAUUCAUGAGAGUCUGGGUAUGUGGGGAAGAAACCCUCAUCAUUAGCAAGUCCUCAAGUAUGUUCCACAUAAUGAAGCACAGUCACUAUGUCUCCCGAUUCGGCAGCAAACUUGGGUUGCAGUGCAUUGGUAUGCAUGAGAACGGCAUCAUAUUUAACAACAAUACAGACCUCUGGAAAGUAACUCGACCUUUCUUUAUGAAAGCUUUGUCAGGCCCUGGCCUUGUUCAGAUGAUGGCAAUCUGUGUGGAAUCCUUAAAAAAACAUCUGGACAGGUUGGAGGAGGUGACUGAUCCAUCAGGCUUCGUGGACGUGUUGACCCUCAUGCGAUGCAUCAUGCUGGACACCUCUAACAUGCUCUUCUUGAGGAUCCCCUUGGACGAAAAAGCUAUUGUGGUUAAAAUCCAGGGUUAUUUUGAUGCGUGGCAAGCUCUCCUUUUCAAACCAGACAUCUUCUUUAAGAUUUCUUGGCUCUACAAAAAGUAUGAAAAGUCUGUCAAGGAGUUGAAAGAUGCUCUAGGCAUUCUGAUAGACGAAAAAAGACGCAGGAUUUCUACAGCGGAGAAGCUGGAUGAGUGUAUGGACUUUGCUACUGAAUUGAUUUUGGCUGAGAAGCGAGGUGACCUGACAAAAGAGAAUGUGAACCAGUGCAUACUGGAAAUGCUGAUUGCAGCGCCUGACACCAUGUCUAUCUCUGUGUUCUUCAUGCUGCUUCUCAUUGCACAGCAUCCUCAGGUUGAAGAGGCAUUAAUGAAGGAAAUCCAGACUGUUAUUGGUGAAAGAGACAUAAAGAUUGAAGAUGUACAAAAAUUAAAAGUGGUAGAAAACUUCAUUAAUGAGAGCAUUCGAUAUCAGCCUGUUGUGGACUUGGUUAUGCGCAAAGCCUUAGAAGAUGACGUCAUUGAUGGCUAUCCAGUGAAAAAGGGGACUAACAUUAUCCUGAAUCUUGGAAGAAUGCAUAGACUCGAGUUUUUCCCCAAGCCCAACGAAUUCACUCUUGAAAACUUUGCAAAAAAUGUUCCUUACAGGUAUUUUCAGCCAUUUGGUUUUGGGCCCCGUGCCUGUGCAGGAAAGUACAUUGCCAUGGUGAUGCUGAAAGCCAGCUUGGUUACAGUUCUGAGACGAUUCCACCCGCAGACAUCAAGUGGAGAGGGUAUUGACAACAUUAAGAAAAAAAACGACUUGGCUUUUCAUCCAGAUGAGUCUAGCAACUUUCUGCGAAUGACUUUUGCCCCAAGAAACUUAGAUAAAUGCCUGGAACACUAAAGAAAGCUGGUCGAUACCUACUUGGGAGCACAUCUAAUCAGUAGUUUACAUAAAAAUCAUCCAUCCUUGUCAGGUGGCGUCAUCUUUACAGUGAUUAUUCGGUGGCUUGUGGUGUUGUACAGGCAUUCCUUCUAUGGUUUAUCAGCAAGAUAGGAGCUAUGGAUUAUCUGUUCUUGUUCAAACCAGAGAACCAGGCUGCAAGAGAAAAGACAGAAGCCAACAAUUUGCAAGAGAAAUGGUCAGUGAAGAAACUGCAGCCCUAAAGACCAGUUCUACAGAAUGUCUUUGGGAAGGAUAGGUCAUCAACAAAACUUAGCUCUGGUUCCC
This is a messenger RNA of Carlito syrichta (Philippine tarsier), 2032 nucleotides long. It is a transcript of the gene CYP19A1, whose product is annotated as aromatase. The transcript has 10 exons. Gene Ontology annotation, molecular function: iron ion binding; monooxygenase activity; oxidoreductase activity, acting on paired donors, with incorporation or reduction of molecular oxygen. The record is from RefSeq and is a predicted model, not a curated record. Bases 194 to 1705 code for a protein of 503 amino acids. NCBI's taxonomy places the organism in Eukaryota, Metazoa, Chordata, Mammalia, Primates, Tarsiidae.